GAGAGGGAAGAGGGGAGAGAGAUACUGAGUGUGUAUUAAGAGAGAGAGAGAGAGAGAGAGAGAGACGCGGUCUGGCGUCUCCUGGUAGUAAAUCUAUCAGGUCUCGAGCACAAAAACUCCGAGAAACAGAGAGAAGAGAAAGAAGAGAGAGAAGAGGCCUCGUGGAAAUCUCAUCGCUUUCCUGGUACCUGGAGCAGCUCGUGAAGCCGUGGAUUAAAAAGCCCGACUAGAGGACGGAUGGUCGCGCGGACGGGCUGCGCGCUCUGAAGUUGGACCGACUACGGAGGACACCGAAAGCAGACGGCAGGAGCAGCUUUUGCCACCCCCCACCCCCCACCCCCCACCUCCCGUACCUGGUGAAGGCAGCGGAGGCACCGGGAGGGUUCGCCCGCGAAAGCCCGAUCAUGAAGCUGCCUUGGCUGCUGGCGCUCACCGCGCUGCUUGCGCACACCGCCACGGGACAGACUUGGUCCCCGUCUAUUGAUGACGAAGGCUCGACGAGAGACGAGUUCUACGACGAUGAGGACCUCUACUCGGGCUCCGGCUCCGGCUUCAGCCCUCAACACAACUGCACAUCACAGCGAACAUCUGUUCUUGGCAUCAGUGUGAGGCCGACAUCGGCAGGUGUGUCCUUCACGACAGAAGAGCCCCUCCUCCUCUCCACCACGCAGGCCAACGGCCCCGCCCCCUCCGCCUCACCUGCAGCUGAGCCAAGCCCCAACCCGGAGGAGCCCAUCGUCACCCCGAUGCCCACUGAAGCUGAUGGAGAGAGUGGUAUAUUCUGGGAAAACGAGAGUGAGCUGGAGAAGGAGAGAGAGAGAGAGUUGGAGAGGGAGAGAGACAAGGAGCAAGAGCAAGAGACGCAGAGGGAACUGGAGAACGAGAGAGAGAGGGAGAAACAGUUGGAGAGGGAGAGGGAGAGGGAACGAGAGAGGGAGCGGGUCCGAGAGAUGGAGAGAGAGAAGGAGAAAGAGAGAGAACGCGAGCGAGAGAGAGAGCGAGAGAAAGAGAGAGAGAGGCAGAAAGAGCGUGAGCUUGAAAGAGAGAAAGAGCUGGAGCGAAUCAGGGUCGCCGCCCAGACCACCGCCGCCCCACGAUCCCCUGCAGCCAUCCCCGUGGUGACCACCAACCAGACAACCAGCCCGGCAGAAAGUGAGGCGCCCUAUGCCGGUUCGGACGACCUGAGCACCACAGAAGAAGAAGAGGACGUCUACCUGUCGCCUGAACCCUCAGCUUAUUUCCCAGUCUUUGACAUGGAAGCCACCACAGAAGAUGACAUGUCCACGACAGCAGAGACCACCCCCGAGCCAAUGACAGCUGCACCCGCCACCAACACCACCACCACCAACACCACCACCACCACCACUGUCAAGACCAGGGUCCCCUUCAGGCCCAGGGUUCCCAUGACGACAGGCACUCAAGCGGUGCCAACAGAGGGAACGAGCCAUCCGCAGCAGCCCACAACUACACAGGAGGGUAACAACGAGGCGGGUGCUGCAGGGCCGAGUGGAGACUUCGAGAUCCGCGAUGAUCAUCGUAAUGGUCUGGGUCGAGGGAUAAUGCCAGUGGAUCCCGAUCUGAUCGGCAACACGGUGGACGCAGGAAGCUCUGCCGCCCAGCUGCCACAGAAGAACAUCCUGGAGAGGAAGGAGGUGUUGAUAGCUGUUCUGAUUGGUGGACUGCUGGCGGUGGUUUUCGCUGACUUCCUGGUCAUCGCGGUGAUAGUGGGAGGAGUAGUGGGCGCCUUGUUUGCGGCCUUCCUCGUGAUGUUGCUGGUCUACAGGAUGAAGAAGAAGGACGAGGGGAGCUACACACUGGAGGAACCCAAACAGGCCACCGUCACCUACCAGAAACCAGACAAGCAGGAGGAGUUCUACGCAUAACAUUCAGAGACUGGACAGAGAAAGAGAGAGAGCGAGAGAGAAGAGAGAAAUAUACUCUAAGCCCCCGUACUCCUCGCCUUCCUGCUCUUCUUCUUCUUCUUCUUCUUUUUCUUUUUCUUUUUCUUCUUCUUCUUCUUCGUUGCCUCCCCCUUGUCUGCUUGCCUCUCCUCAUCCCUCUCUCCUCUCCUCUCCAAAACACUUGAGAGCGCCUCUCUAUCUGCAGACUUGGAACUUUCUUUUCAAUGAAAACGAAAAAGAGGAAAACAAUUAAUAAAAAUCCAAAUAUAUUCUGAAAAAAGAACACAUACACAUGAGAUGUUUUUAAAGUAAGUGUUGUUAUUACUAUUAUACAGAUUCUCUUGUUGUGUAUGUAAUGAUAUGAUUAUUUUGUAAGAAAGACAAAACGAAACACAAGCUCUUCACGUGUGUUUUCCAGCACAAACAAAGUUCCUCCUCUGUUUUUUUUAUGGAGCGAUUGAAAAGGCGAAAGCGAAAAGGGAGAGGAGAGGGGCGAGCAGAGCGAGACACAAAAGAAAAAGAGAGCAACGGGCUCGACUCUGCCCCUCACCCCCCAAAAACACACAGGGCGUCUGGUUGGCCGCACAGAGCCCAGGGUCAAAGGUGAGAGGAAAGGUCUCUUUUGUGCCUUCCAUCCCUCUGGUGCUCAAAGACGCAGACGCACAUCCAUACAGCCACAUAAACACAUGCUUGCACACAUACACACACAUACACACACACUUGUAUCUGCUCGAAGGUGGCUCGGACCUCUCUCUGUGCUCGGCCAACCAGAAAACAGUGCUCACCCCUCGGUGUGUUCCACACCGUCGAGGAGCCGCUGUGGGAACAUCAGCGGGUUUGAGGUUUGCUUUCGCGGCCACUCUGCUCCUCUACGCUGUACAAAGACUCGUUACGGAUAGUAAUAACAACCAAUAAUAUAUCAAUGUUUUGGGCUGGAUGGUGAAUAAUAAUAAUAAUACCGUAAUAAUAAUAAUAAUGAUAAUAAUACGUAAACAGGAGGAUGUGUAUUUAUCAGUUUAAAAAAAGUGUAUAUGUAAAUAUCAGCAUUUCCUUUCUGACAUCACUAAUCAUCUGCAUGAUCAUGAAGAGUUUUUAUUCAUCACAUUCAUCAUCACUUUAGAUGAGCUGUGCUCUCGUCAGCCACAUGAACACACACACACACACGCACACACACACAUAUAUAUAUAUACACACAAACACACACACACACACACACACAUAAGUGCAGAUAUGUAACUUGCUGUGCAUUUAGAUACACCACACAGACUUUAAGUAUCCUGUUAAUCAUAUCAUUCAAACCCAUUAUCAUCACUGUCAAUGUGAUAGUCUUCACUUGGGGUACGAGCGAGAUUAGGUGGUUUCAAUAUGUUAUUGAUUAGUUAUCGAUCAGUUGCCGGUUGGUUUAGAGUUUGGUCUGUUUGUGUAAAAGCACAACUACGUGUCUCGUCAUCACAUCACCCGAUAAUCCUCCCUCCGACACGCACCUUUAGCAUGCCUCACUUUCUUUUUCUUCCACCAUUGGCUCUCUGUUUGGGGAUGGGAGGGGCCUCUGGGAAGCUGGGGGGCCUUUCAGGAAAAACCAGGAAGUGUGAAUCCACGCAGCAAGUUGCUUUUAGAUGUGCUAAUUCAGUCAAAAUCUUUUGUCAGUAAAGCUUUGGUUAUGAGUAGGAACAGAUUCUGAAUUAGUGUUCAUGGGGUCAACUUUAACCUGCUGUUGGGGUCUUUUUGGGGAGGGGACAUUGGGGCACCGGGGUUUGGUUUGGGAAGGGGAAUGUCAGAAGGAGGGCUGUGCUUCUAUCGAAGAGAUUGUAACAAUAACCACACCAGUGCGACUGGGCGAGUAGCUUCUAUUAUACUCAGUACUGUAGAACAAACAUGCAUGGGAGUCAAAACUAUACUAGUCUGGGUGUGUGUGUAUGCCUGUGUGUGUUUUUGUGUGUUUGAAAGAGGGGUGAGUUAAAGUUGGACUGUACUGUGGUUGAGUGUGUGUUUACCUACUCCAGCAGUUCUCACGCUCUUCCACAGACGGGUAACACACCUCUUCCACUCAUGUGUGUGUAUGUUGCCUGCCCCCUCGCCAGUGUAUGUGUGUGUGUGUGUGUGUGUGUGUGUGUGUGUGUGUGUGUGUGUGUGUGUGUGUACAACUCACCUAAACACGUCAUGUGUGUGUAUGCCCGAGUGCUUCACCUUGGUAUUUCACAGCAGACACUUGUGUACACUGACCGGCCUGUCGACGUGCGUGUGAGUGUGUCUGCGAGUGUUUGGUCUGCUCACUGCUGAGCGAGGGGCAGCUGGUCCCUCGCAGUGGCGUUCACACACACUGACUGGGUCUUUUCACUGUCCGACUGUCUGCCUGUCUGUCUCUCUGCCGCAGGACGGACGGGCAGACAACACGCCACUUUCUCACAGGCAGGAAUGAUCUUAACAUGUACUGUCUUUUUUAAAGUGACUGUCAAAGUGUAAACAUGUGUGUUUGUACCCAACUAAGCCUGCGUAGCCAAAUAAGACGUGUGUGUGUGUGUGUGUGUGUGAGAGAGAGGGUGGAUUUGUACGUGUGUGAGUGUAGGUAUGCAUGCGUGUUAGUGUAUGUGUGUGAGUGUGUGUGUGUGUGAAGCCCAACGGCGGCUAUACACUACUCUAUGUUUGCCGUUCCCAUUCCUGUUUUUAUACAUUUGCAUUUUUUUAAGGCUGAGUUUCUGUCAUUGGCUGAGUGAGCGAGAGGAGGCGGAUCCUCCACGCCGCCGCCCUGUCACUAAUCUGCCACUCUGUUCCAAAUAAAAAACCUGGUUGGGUAAAUCUC
Messenger RNA from Pseudoliparis swirei, 4701 nucleotides. It is a transcript of the gene sdc3, whose product is annotated as syndecan 3. Lineage: Eukaryota; Metazoa; Chordata; Actinopteri; Perciformes; Liparidae. The record is from RefSeq and is a predicted model, not a curated record. Gene Ontology annotation, cellular component: membrane; cell surface. The transcript is spliced from 7 exons. Bases 405 to 1883 code for a protein of 492 amino acids. Gene Ontology annotation, biological process: cell migration.